Molecule: messenger RNA, 1656 nt
Organism: Fusarium musae
Lineage: Eukaryota; Fungi; Ascomycota; Sordariomycetes; Hypocreales; Nectriaceae
Exons: 3
Coding region: 1-1656 (551 amino acids)
Biological process (GO): cytoplasmic translational initiation
Cellular component (GO): guanyl-nucleotide exchange factor complex; eukaryotic translation initiation factor 2B complex
Molecular function (GO): translation initiation factor activity; guanyl-nucleotide exchange factor activity
Source: RefSeq, a predicted model, not a curated record
AUGCCGUCAACUGGGCUUCAAGCCCUCAUCCUUUGCGGGCCUGGCUCGUCGUUCCCGACAUUCACCUCUAACCCAGAUGAGAGCCCCAAAGCCCUUCUCCCUAUUGCAAACCGACCUAUGGUCUGGUACGCGCUUGAUUUCUGCUAUCGAAUGGGCAUCACAGACAUAAAUCUUGUCUGUCCUCCUACAGCAUCCGAGGCUAUCUCAACUGCUCUUAACACUAACCUUCACCUAACUGCUCUGCCUUUGCCACGGCCCGACAUUCUCUCACCAGUAGACCUUGAUCAAAACACAGGCACUGCUGAGAUCCUGCGGCUGCCAGAGAUUAGGAAGAUUAUCACUGGUGAUUUUGUAGUACUCCCUUGUGACUUGGUCUGCGAACUUGGAGGAGACAAGCUUCUACAAUCAUGGAUGGUCAAGUCAGCUAGUCUGACAGACUUGCUUGGAACUGCAAGGCUUUCCAACGGUCAUCGAUCAGUUCACAGCGGUGCACUUGGCGUUUGGUAUGACACCAAGGCAGUUGCACCUGUCAAGAAGGAGGAGACAGACUUCAUUGCGACGACACCGUUGCCUUCAACUCCUGUUACGCCAUCAAAGGGAUCUCUUUUCUCAAACUUGUCAAAGCUGGUGUACUCCAUGCCAACAGACUCUUUGAGAGAUUUAACAGAAGACAAGGGCUCACUUCCUAUUCGACACGGAUUGUUGCGUGCCCAUUCUCGAGUACGAAUGUUCACGACACACCGAGAUGCUCACAUAUACAUCUUCCCUCGAUGGGUUCUCGAUUUUGUCAAGGAUAACGAGCGAAUGGAGAGUAUUGGUGAGGAUGUUGUCGGAUGGUGGGCGAAGGCUGGGUGGCAAUCCGGUCUUGCCGACAAGUUGAAGCUCGAGAGUGCUUGUGCCCAAGGUCGGGUUGAGGAGACCAAGGACGAUGAACGACCAAGCUCGCCUUCCCGAGUUUCCACCCCAGAUCACAUCCAAAGUGAUUGGAACUCAUACGGAGGCACAGCUGCCGAGACAUCAGUGCCGAGUAUUGCAGUUGAUGACGAACCAUCAGCUGCCGAGAAGUCGAAAUCGUUCCAAGUCCCGCCGAUCAUUGCCUAUGUCCACCCGGGUGGGAGCUCAGCUCCUUUGAUUCGCCGCGUUGACACGGCACAGCUGCUGCUCGCUAUUUCACUUCAGCUGGCCAAGCUUCCAUCACUCGAAGAGGCAGGCGGAGAGUCACCAUCACCAUAUGCACAUGCAAAGAAGAUCGCUUACCCUGAAGGCGUUAAGGCACGCACGACAAUCACACAAAAGGACAGCCUCAUUGCAGAGAAUGUAACUGUGGAGGAGAAGACCUCUAUCAAAGAAACUGUGAUCGGCGCCGGCUCGCAGAUCAACGAGGGUGCCAAGCUCUCCCAGUGUCUACUUAUGGAAGGAGUUGUUGUUGGCAAGGCAUGCAAGCUGACACGUUGUAUUAUCGGAAAGAGAGCAGUCAUUGGAGAUGGAUCUAUCUUGACCGACUGUGAGGUCCAAGAGAAUCUGCUCGUUGAGGCUCGAACUGAGGACAAGGACAACAAACUCAUGAGCUCUGAGGGUUUGGAGGCCACAGAAGCUGAGAUGGAGGAGGUCCUCCAGGACAUGGAGGCUGACGCCGAGCAAGCAGUGAUGGAUUAA